AUGAAACGACGACGGAGGAAAAGGACGAGCUCUGAGCUGGGAGAAGAGGGUGACGCGCUUUCGGACGGACUUGAGGUUGGAGACGUAUCCCGGCGGUCGUCGUCCUCGGAGCCUCAACUAGAUGACGAUGACGAUGACGAUGACGAUGAGCACGACGAGCAAGAGAUUGAGCCACCUUUGGCACUACCACCGCUCCCUGCACUGGCACCCUCCGAGACUUCGUCCCCCAUAGACGCAAGAAGACAGCCUCAUCUUCGUACAAGAGACGUGUCGCCCUCCCUUGGCGCGCCUUCGCCCGUCGCUUCGACCUCGACAAGAUCCGUUUCGGCGCCGGGCCGUUCCCCCACACCUACCCCACCCGAAUCUGCCCCCGACUCGGACGGCGUCUCCGAAUUCGGGAUCGACAGUGGUCGUCGUCCAUUAUCGGCCAUCCAACCGGGAAGAGGUCAUCAUCGAAAAUACUACAUCGACGAAGAACUCGAUCAGGAGUAUCGCGCCUUUGAACGCGCUUGUCAGGCCUGGCUCAAGGCGCACCACAAAUAUCCGCAGUAUCGUCUGUUCGAGUCCAUCAAGGUGCGACUGUCGGAUCUGAUCAAGAACCGAUGGAGGUGGUGGAAAGGCGUAUCCAACUACGAGGUAGGUUGCGCAGACUCGCGCCAGGCAUGUCAAGAUAUGCGGGCCUUUUUUCACGUCCGAGCUGAGUUGAUGCUUCUUUCGCCCCCCCCCCCCACAGAGACUCGCCUACUUUGAAGACCGUAAAUGGCCCAACCAAAAACAGGUCACCGAAAUCAGACACCGUGUCGGACCCAAAGCGAUCGAUCUGACCAUCGAAGACUCGGACGACGAAUCCGACGCCGAAAGUCGCCGGCUUCGCGAGCUCGAAUGGCAAGACCCAGACGAAGCAUCGGCCCCGAUUGAACUGAACGAGUUUGGACAUGUCUACUCCGGCGAUGCGUUCAUCAACGAUCCGCAAAGGUUCAUCGCGUUGCCGACGCCGCCACCUACUCUGGAGGAACGACUGGCUCGAUAUCAGCGGGAGACGGCGAGGGUCGAGUGGGUUCGGAAGCGCGAGAAGAAGCGCCGGCGGGUCGAGCCGGAGAAAGGGACGACGCCUGGUGCUUCAGAGCCACGGAUAUCACCGAUUCUCGAGCCCACCUCGCCGCAACAAGUUCCCGAACUGAUGGACCUUGAAUACGACGUCGAAAGCAAGAGCGUGACCAGGACACGAGCAAAGGACAAGGAUGCAGCUCGUGCGAAGUCACUCGUUACUCGGCAGCAGGCCGCAUCCCGGACAAAACGGAGGAAGAGGAUUGACAAUCCGAGGCCUCGUCGGCUGUUUGGGAUUGCCCGCAAGAAGAAGACCGUGCCGGGUCGAAGGCCACAAUCUUCUCCAGACCGAAAGCCUCUGUUGCCUCAAGCCGAUCCGACAAUCAACGAAUUCCAUGAGUACCACCUCUUCGAGCUGUUCGAGAUACCGUUACCGACGACGAGGAAGACCAAAGGCGCGUUCGCGAUGCGCGAUUUUGCGCUCUACUCGAAACGAGUGCAUAGCAGAUCAAUGUCGGAUUUGCUUCUGCUCGACGGCUCUAACAAGAGCCAGUUCGACCGGCUCGAAUUCGAGGGCUGGGUAUUGCCCGAGGUGGAGACCUUGCCCGAGUCGGGAAGAAACUCGGCCGAUGACGGCUGGGUGGAAUUCGAUAGAAUUGAUCUCGAAUGGGAAACGCGGGGCGAUCGUAUCCCUCACGAGUUUGACGGCCUUCGUAAAGUCGUCAUCGCGGCAUCGGACAUCGUAGGCCUCGUCCCUCGCCUUGAGCGCAACACUGGUCGACCUUGUCUCUACCUCGUCACAAAGCUCGGGUCAUACCGCCUCGAGACGCCGGACGAGUCGUAUCGAAAAGGGCAUCAUCUCGAUCGAGCAAGCAUCUUCAUCAAUUUGUUUGUGUUUGGUCGAGAAAACCAUGUUCUGGGGCAGAACAAUCGACCGAUCCGUGACCUCGUUGCCGACUUGAAGGCCAAGCUCUAUGAUUUCAAACUUGUCAAGGCCACCAUGGCAGGUACGUCAUUUUGGUUCGACUCGCUUGUUUGUCCGAUCACCGCAGCUGACUGAUAUGUUCGCACUCGUAGCUCUGGAAAGACUACCACCAACCUAUCAGCUGCCGAAGCCGUGGUCAUCCUACGCGAAUCCCACCAUGGACCUUGGGAUCGCCCACUUGCUCCAUCGCCACCUCGUCAACACCCCCUUCGUCACGCCCGUCGUGUACAAUCUCGUCGCGCCUUUUCUCGAACCCAAAUCCGUGCGCACCGAUGAAAAAGCCGUGAUCCUGGGACGACGAGCGCAAGCGAACUCUGCCGCGGCGGUCGAACUGCAGGAGGAGAUGGAACAAGCGAUUCUCGACUGGUGGGAGGACAAUUCGGAUCCCGAGAUUACUUUGGAGGGUACUGGUGUGCAGAGAGAACAUCCGGAUCGAGCGGAUGGCGUGGAGGGAGACGGCGUUGCGGGUUCGCGUAUCACCGUGUACGAUUGCAUGAGGGUGGACGCGAACGUGUUCAAGGUCGGCGAUACGGUGCUCGUCGCGGGGACUCGAACAGACGGUCAGAACGGGGCCGAGGAUGCCAGUGCGAUCGAACGAGCGAGGAGGGAGGCGCAACGUGAUGACCAAGAAGGAGAUUGGUACGACGACGGACCACCCCCUAGCUUCCCGACCAAAGCACUGCCCGCCAAGCUGUGGUACGCCAAGAUCGUUUACUUCUUCGCCGAUAACGAUGACGUGGACCCCGAACCGGACAUCAAGGCCCACGUUUCUUGGCUCAUACCCUUGUGCGAUACCCCACUCGGCUCGCUAGCUCCAAAGCGUGCCCUUUGCUACAAUGAUCACUGCAGUACGAUCUCAGCCACCACAAUCGCUCGAAAGAUCAAUAUCGUCGAGCUGGAUCAUUGUAGUGGUGUACCACCCCCGACAGGACUCUACUACUCGCUUCACUGGGAUCGGCAUACGAACAACUACGUCGACUCGCAUCCCGUAGAGUACCUCUCGGGGCCCAAGGCUUUCGAACGCUGCGAGAAAGUCAACAUCGAGCGAUGCUCGAGCUGCGAACGUCGGAUCGAAGAGUAUGAGACGUCCUUCUUUGAUCCCAAGACCGAAUUGUCGACCGAUCGCGCGGCCUGGAUCGAAGAUUCGCCGAUACCCGCUUUCAAGGUGGGGCAGAAUACGUACCAUCUUGGGGACUAUUGCUACUUAAUACCGCUUGGGUCGGAGGGGUCGACGAACAAGACGAACAGGCGUGAACCUUACCUCUUAGGUCAGCUCAUCGGUGUCGGCAACGUCAAGCUUGGGGAUCGACCGAAGCGGCUCCCACCGUUCGACAAUGAGACCUACCUCCAGGUGCGCGCCUUGCUGCGCUACGACGAUGUGUCCGACAAGAAUCUCGUCUUUGGGAAACGCGAUUUCGAUGAACGACGCCUUGUCCUAACGGAUAUCGUGUACGAUGGUUUCUAUUGGUCCAACUUGGAGGGCACCUUCCGGCUUGAAACUUGGAAGGAAGUCAAGGACCAAGCGGGCGAUACGUUCGCCACUGAUACUGGUGAACGUGAUGCGAUUGUUCUGGCAGCUUUGCAGCAAAGGCAAGACGUGUUCUACGCCGGUCGAGGACUGUCCUUCCUCGAGGUCGACGAGGACACGUAUUGGUCCCUGGCGCGUAACUGGGUGUCAUCGGCGUGCAACGACAUCGAACUCGGGGAGAAGAACGUGCUGCGCACUUUGACAGCGGACGAGAUCGACGACAUUGCGCGAUGCCCUGAAUGUGAUCGGCAGCACCAACUCGACCUCCAACGGCAAGCAUAUGUGGCCGAGACUACUGCUCGGGAACCGGUCAGAUACGCGCUCGGCGCUCUGUCGGCUUAUUCGGGCGUGGAUCUCUUGUCGAUCGGCCUUGAAAGGGGUUGUUCGGUGAUCAAGACAAAGGCAGCGAUCGAGCAGAACCCUUACGCCGCUGCUGCGCUUAAGGCCAAUGGUCAAAAAGUCUUCAACUGUCCUACGAGUGAUUACGUCGAAGCACUGUACUACAGCCAAUCCGUACCGGUGCAAGAUGGGGACAAGCCAACGCGACCUGCGCCGCUCAGGCGUGGCGAGGUUCACCUCAUUCAGAGCGGGCCUCCAUGCCAAGGCUUCAGCUCGCAGAACCAGUGCAAGACGCAGGACGACGUGCGGUGCCUCGAACCUUUCGUAUGGCUUUCGGCGGUGGAGCAGUAUCGACCGCUGUUUGCGGUGUUUGAGAAUGUGUCGGACAUACAACGGUUCAUCCUGCCCCGGGGUUCGGAAGAGGAGGCCGUGGAGAAGGGUGGACUGUUGAGGUUGCUGAUGAGCGCUCUGAUCCAGCUUGGGUAAGUUCCGCAAGGUCGAACUUGCGCGUGGUGUUGUGAUACCUGAUUAACAAUGGUUUCACCUUGGCGCAGCUAUCAGGUCCGUUUAGAUGUCCACCAAGCUGCAGCAUUCGGAACACCCCAAGGUCGACAGCGCGUCAUCCUCAUGUGUGCGCGUCGUGGCCUGCUCCUGCCCGCCGCACCCCAACCGACCCAUGCGUUCACGGACAACGGUCUCAAAACCUUUGCAGCUCCUUACGAGACGGGAACCAAGAUCCAUACGGCUCGCUCGAGUCUCCGCCGUGGUGGUCAUGCCCCACACCACGCCGUCACGAUCGAAGCAGCGAUCAACGACCUUCCUUCGUUUGGCUUUGCCGACGCUUUCGAUUUGACCCCUGCGGGUGAGGCGGAUUUUGCUUGGGAGCAAUAUCAGCCGAUCGGGUUCCGCUCACGUCAAGAGGUGCUUGAGCAGGAUCACAAGGCCAAGUCAUUCUACGCGAGCAAGUACCCCAAGUCAAGCUUCCAGCGUUCCUUGCGCGUCCGGACAACCGAAUCACACAACACAGCCCUGACGCCCGAAACGAGCGAGCACGUCGUCCCAGCCGUUCCUGAGAUUCACGCGUCGUAUUUCGCCAACAUUGCCAAACGAUCGAUGAUGAAGAAUGGUCGGGUUCCGGGUAAAUCGCACAACUAUCGCGACAUCCCUUUGGAGGUGACGAUUGAAUUCGAGGACGGGGUCGAACAAUCGUUCGCUUUGAGGCCGGAGUUGCCCUCUGCGAUGCAGGACGAGGACAAGAGAAGCCGCGAUCCGGAGCAUUUCUGGGCGAGGUUGGAAUGGACCCAAGUCAUUUCGACGCUGUUGACGCAAUUGCAGCCCGUUGAGUCACAUUCUGCUGCGUGGGCCAGCUUGUUGUGUGCCUGCCGCUCUUGCUGACCCGAAAUAUGUCUGCACAUCGAUAGGCUGGUUAUUGGCACGGUCCUAGAAUUCACCCUGUUGAUAAUCGUCAGCUCUCCGUCCGCGAGACCGCUCGUCUGUUCGGGUGCCCGGAUCACAUCAAACUGGAAGCCGUUGGGAGGGCUGACGACGAGGACGAACGCUUCGAUGAGAUGUACAAGCUCGUGGGUAAUGCUGUGUGAGUAUUUGUGUUUGGAAGCUAACAUGGUGGACUGAGAGGUCCAGGGCUAAGCAGAUGAUUGCGCUUUGGUAGACCCGUUCCGCUCGCCGAGGCGAUUGGACGAGAAUUACUGCGCGUGGUCGAUGCGAUGAUCUGCGAGGCUGGAGAUGCUCCCUCGGAGCCGGACGCGCUAUGCGACCAAGAAAGCGAAGGAAACUUCUUCGCCGCGAUAUGGACCAAACUGGAAGCUGCUGAGCAUCGGCAGCGCCUGGAUCAUGAUGCAACGACGUGCUCGGCUGAGAAGACGCUGGUCUUUGGAGGAGAAGGUUCGGAUGGUUCGGACAAUGUGGUCUCGACGGUCAUACCCAAGAAACAAAGCAAAACGUCCCCAAGCUCUGCUCAUGCUUUUAUAAGCUCCAGGAUUGACAAGCCGUCUAUGAAAAUAAGGGGAAGUGGGAGUCAAAGUCGGAGCUGA
Messenger RNA from Microbotryum saponariae, 5950 nucleotides. Lineage: Eukaryota; Fungi; Basidiomycota; Microbotryomycetes; Microbotryales; Microbotryaceae. The record is from the annotation of a GenBank genome assembly.